This is a messenger RNA of Scaptodrosophila lebanonensis, 1419 nucleotides long. Its product is annotated as M-phase phosphoprotein 8. NCBI's taxonomy places the organism in Eukaryota, Metazoa, Arthropoda, Insecta, Diptera, Drosophilidae. The record is from RefSeq and is a predicted model, not a curated record. Bases 23 to 1225 code for a protein of 400 amino acids. Gene Ontology annotation, biological process: negative regulation of transcription by RNA polymerase II; chromatin organization. The transcript has 3 exons. Gene Ontology annotation, molecular function: chromatin binding. Gene Ontology annotation, cellular component: pericentric heterochromatin.
UGUUUCUAACCAAGGCGCCAUCAUGGGCGUGAACGGCUUAGCAAAACUAAACAGUAGCAAAGGCAGUCAUAAUAUUAACAUUGACGAAGAUGAUAACGCUACCGCCAAGUCGUUUGAAGAGUAUAAUGUGGAAAAAGUACUGGACAAGCGUUUUGUGAAUGGCCGUGCCCAAUACAUGAUUAAAUGGGCUGGCUAUGCGGACUCCGAAAAUACAUGGGAGCCUAUGGAAAAUAUAAACUGCGUCCAUCUGCUGGCUGAGUGUGAGGCUGAAUUGUAUGCCAAAAAACAUCUUCGUGGAAAACAAACAAUUGCACCCGAAAAAUUAAAUCGCAGGAAAGAAAAAACAAAUGUUUGUAUUGAGUUAAGUAGCGGCAGUGAACGCGAGCUGUCGCCUUCCCUAAAAAAAAGUCAGCCAAUGAUAUGUGGCGCUGAGCUCGUAGAGAGCGAUCUUCAUGUAAACAUAAAAGGAGAAAGAGCUGGACAAGUGGUCCAGCAUGACAAUGCCAGAAAACGUUCCAAACUUCCGAUUUCAUCAACUCAAGUUUCCACUGAAACAACAUCGGACAGCCUCAACCCGAAAGCACAGGCUACCACACAAAGCCAUGUCGGAAGCAGUUGUGACAUUCCAAUGACAUCGAAAUCCCAUAAAAAAAAGGAAGCUAAUGAAGUGACCGGAACUACUGCGAAGUCUUUCAAUAAACCUCAUGAAAACACCAAGGGGCGGCGCCGCCAAUCCCUGUGUGGUGUGGAGAUGUCAUCUAUAAUGAAAAGGCCACUCCGCCAACGCAUGAUGAGUGUAGAUGUUUCUGUGUUUAAUGCCACAAAACGUAAUAAACCACAUAACAAGAAUGAGCCUGCGGCGGAGCUCACCCCAAUGCAAGGCUUGCAAGACUUAAAAUGCAAAUCUAAAUCUAAGAAGCAGGCUCCCAACGAGGAUGUUAGCAAAAGCGGUAGCAAUGCCAGUACUACGGGCAAUGUAAGCAGCGGCCAGCCCAAAAAUCUACAUGAAUUUAGUAUAAAGAAGCGCAGCAUGCCUGUAGGAAUAGAGCGAGGCUGGAAGCUGAUGAACGUCUUUCAUAAAUUCGUCAUGUGGGGGGAAACUUUUUACUGUGUGCGCUGGGAGGGCGUUGAGGAGCCUGAAGCUGUACGUCGCGAAGACAUCAUUGAUCUUUAUCCAGAGCUUGUAAUUAAAUAUUAUGAGGGUCUAAAAAUACGACAUGUGUGAGCAUUGUAUGCACAAAUUGUUUAAUUUAUGUCUUACUUAAUAUUGAAAGGUAAGAAAAUACAGCUAGUAUGUUAAUUAUUAUGGCUGGCCAUACAAAUGUUUGUACAACCAGCCAGUUGAAGCUACAACUAAUAGCUAUAAUAAAAAUGAAAUUAUUUUGUAAUGGUAAAUAAAUAUGUACAGAUUUUCAGUAA